CACACCCCAACGUCCUUUUUACUUGUUUCCCCGUUCUCUUUCCUUCGUCUUCCUCAACUCAUGGGUUUCCUCUGAUUUAACCUAACCCUCACGCCACUCUCGCCCUCUAAAUAAUAAUCCCUUGCAGGUUUUGUGGGUGGCAUUCUUAGAGAUGGAGAAGCUCCCCAGCUUUGUCGUCAGUGGAGGCGUCAAGCUUCCCAUUGGCUACCGUUUCUGUCCCACCGAUGAAGAGCUUGUCAUUCACUACCUCAAGAGGAAGGUCUUCUCUCACCCCUUACCCGCCUCCGUCAUUCCCGACUUCGACGUCUUCGCCGCCCACCCUUCCCGCCUCCCAGGUGUCGGUGAUUCCAAGGAAAAGAGAUAUUUCUUUAGCCAUAGAAGGGAGCAUAUUCACAAGAGGCCUGCUGCUUCUGGGUACUGGAAAACCAUAGGCAAUGACAAGCAAAUUAUUGCUUCUGAGAACAACCGAGUGGUUGGGAUGAGGAAGACUUUGGUUUUCUGUGAAGCCAAACGUUCCCGUGAGGCUCGUACUCGGUGGGUCAUGCAUGAAUUGCGCCUUCUUCCUUCUGAAACACCUUCCUACCCAUCACACCAGGUGGCAGCAGCAGAUUGGGCUGUGUAUCGCAUAUUUCAAAAGAGGAAGCUUAAGAGAAGAGGAUCUAAUGGUCAACUCUCUAAUAUGAGGAAAGUUCAGGGAUUAGAGGAAGAGAUCAAACCCAGUUUCAUAGAUUUCACAGCGGAAUGUGGGAGUGACACAGGACCUCCCCCACCUAGUUCUCCAUGUUCAAGCGAAAGCAGUGAAAUCGCUUCUAACAAGCUAGAUUAGGAGGAGAUAAGGAGCUUGCAUUAAUUAGGUUUUCUUUAUGAUCAUCAUUAUUAUAGAGUCACUGAGAAGUCCUUAGGAUUAGAUAACUCUUCAUGGAGCAUUUAUUUUCUGUAAGAGCAGCGCAAACAACUGAGUUUAUUAAUAGUACUAUUCAACUAACUUGCUUUAUUAAUGUGACAUGAUUACGGUGGGAAUAUAGUUUAGAAUACUCA
Molecule: messenger RNA, 1038 nt
Organism: Neltuma alba
Lineage: Eukaryota; Viridiplantae; Streptophyta; Magnoliopsida; Fabales; Fabaceae
Product: NAC domain-containing protein 83
Exons: 3
Coding region: 152-826 (224 amino acids)
Biological process (GO): regulation of DNA-templated transcription
Molecular function (GO): DNA binding
Source: RefSeq, a predicted model, not a curated record